Molecule: messenger RNA, 456 nt
Organism: Paramecium tetraurelia
Lineage: Eukaryota; Ciliophora; Oligohymenophorea; Peniculida; Parameciidae
Exons: 2
Source: RefSeq, a predicted model, not a curated record
AUGAGUUUUAGUCAUGAGUAAUUGAUGAAGAUAUUAAAUAAUGAAUCCUUUCAAUUAUCAGAACCUACCACCCCAUAAGUAUAACCUAAAGAAGAUGAAACUUAAUUAUUAUAGAAGUAGUUGUUGGAAUUAGUAUAGCAAAACUAGUAAUUUAAUAGUUAACUAACAUAAAUUAAGGAUUAGAUUACUAAAUAGGAUUUGAUAUAUUAAAACUUGACAAAAACUUAAUAAAGAUUAGAGAAUCAAUUACAAGAAUAAAUGUAAAAAAAAAAAAAAUUAUAAGAAGAAUGUGAUUUAAAAGAUUAAGAAGAAAAAGAAUUAAUAAAGUAAGUAUCAACCACUAGACCUAAAAAAAGAUUAUUUACAUAAUAAAGUGUUGGCAAGGUAAUAAAUUAUAAUGUGACGUAUAAUAAUAAUUAAAAGAAAAAUUCAGUUAUUGUGUCAAUAAAAAAGUGA